This is a messenger RNA of Olea europaea var. sylvestris, 1716 nucleotides long. RefSeq lists its product as uncharacterized. Lineage: Eukaryota; Viridiplantae; Streptophyta; Magnoliopsida; Lamiales; Oleaceae. The coding region runs from base 86 to 1447 and encodes 453 amino acids. The transcript has 4 exons. The record is from RefSeq and is a predicted model, not a curated record.
AGCAAACAGGCGAAUAGUUAUUUCGAGAGUAAAACUGUUUAUCUUUCCUCCCUUGAUUAAGUUCAGUCUUUUACAUCAUCAAACUAUGUCGACCGAGGAGAAAAGCAUCAAGCCCACAAUCCCACUAAAACUUCUGGUAGACGAGACUAAAGCCCGAGUCCUCGCCGCAGAAGCCACUAGUGAUUUCGUCAAUGUUUUGCUCAGUUUCCUCACACUUCCACUGGGAACUGUUGUUCGUGUCACGAAAAGCCAUCCCGGUUCCAUUGGCUGCAUGAACAACUUGUACCAAAGCAUUGAACAGCUUAGUGCGGACAAUUUCUGCACAGUGACAUGUAAAUCAAUACUGUUAAGCCCAAGAAACCCUCUUGCUCUUGUUUGCAAGAAUCUUAAACUGAAUAUCGAUGACACAAGCAAUGGGAAAUGCUUUUCUUGUCAUUAUUGCGGUAGGAAGAGUCAUUAUCCUCGCACGAAGUGUUUUUGUGGAUGCAUAGCCAACACAGAGAUAUCUGAGGGCGGGUCUCAACCCGUGGAUAAAGAACAAUUUGUUAAAAGAAUGACCAUGUGUGUGAUUACAGAUGAUCUGCAGUUGCUACCUGGAAAUCCAAUUUCUCUGGUGCAGUUGCUAUGUAAUUUGGGUUUCAGCGAUGUUGAUCAGGUUGAGGAGUUGUCCGUUGAUGUUGGAUUAGAGGAGGUUUCUAAGUUGCUUAAGCAUUCUUUGGUAUCAAAGACUCCUCUGACAGAUGUAUUCUUGGGGAAAAGGAAACUUGCAAAUAUUUCGAAACCCAUGGAUCCAAGAAAUUCACCUACACCAAGCAGUGAAAAUCGAACAUCGCCAAAUCAUACUGAAUUCCGGGUUAAGUUAAUUUUAAGCAAGUCGCAAAACAAGAUAUUGGGGUUGGUAGCAAGGGAAGAUUUUAUCGAUUUUCUCUUCAGCUUUUGUACAAUUCCGCUUGGAUCAGUGGUAAAGCUUUUGGACUUGAACUCCAGAGUAGGAUGUGUUGAUAACUUCUACAGAACAGUAGAGAGCUUGGACUCGGAGUGGUUUGCUAUUUCCAAGAGUGAAAUAAUAAAUGCUGGAGUUCUGAAACAAUACAAGUGCAAAAAUCAUCCAUUGCAAAUUCCUGAUGCUAAAAAUAUAUUAUACCUUCUUGACCCAAGGAGCCCAACUGGUAAAGUUGAUUGCUUUGGUAGAUUUAUGGAAGCACCACACUUGUUUGUAGUGUCAGAUAACUUGGUAGUGACACCACUAUCUUCUCCGUCGAGUAUUAGCUUCCUAAAAGAACUAAAUGUACCUCUCAAUGAUAUUGAAGAGCAGGAAGAAACUAUGGGCGAGACUGAGGCUCUUGCUCUGUUGAAGGCUUCUUUAACUUUAUCAUCAGUUUUAAAUAAUUGCUUCAAGUCAAGUAUAGAUCAGAAGUUCAACAAAAGUGAGGUGGCUGGGAAGUAGCUUUGGAGCAAAAGGGGAUACCUUGCCGUUUUUUCAGUGAACUCAAGACAAGACAAUAUAGGAUUGCUUUUGGUUCUUCCUUUUUUCUGUCCUCUGGUUAGAGAAUUCAUUCAGUAUCUGAAAGAUAUAUCUGAUGUUGGAGCGAUGUUUUUUAAGUUUUCUGCAUGUGUCAAUGUAUUGUUUAAGCUCAUUUCUCCAGAAUUUAACAAUCGGAGAAACUUUCUUUCCUAUGUAUGGUUCUUGUUGGAAGAAAUGGUGUUUUAAAAUUA